Scylla paramamosain (green mud crab) is the source of this 3342-nucleotide messenger RNA. Its product is annotated as TWiK family of potassium channels protein 7-like. Gene Ontology annotation, cellular component: plasma membrane. The record is from RefSeq and is a predicted model, not a curated record. Gene Ontology annotation, biological process: potassium ion transmembrane transport; stabilization of membrane potential. Lineage: Eukaryota; Metazoa; Arthropoda; Malacostraca; Decapoda; Portunidae. The transcript is spliced from 5 exons. The coding region runs from base 1 to 1548 and encodes 515 amino acids. Gene Ontology annotation, molecular function: potassium ion leak channel activity; outward rectifier potassium channel activity.
AUGUGUUGGGUGUGGGUCAGUGGGGUGGGUGAAGAUGUGGGGUGGUGGGGUGCACGCAUGGUGGGGUGGAGGGGUGCUACAGGGUCUGGUGGAGGGGUGGUGUGUUGCAGGGUGAGGGUUUGUGCUGAGUGUCUGGUCCCCACAGCAGCAAAGCAACACAGCAGCAGCAGCAGCAGCAGCAGCAGCAGCAGCAGCAGUAUCACUGGCAGUGAGGCAGCACAGCAACACAGUGACACAGCGGUGAGAGGCGCCCUGGCAUGGGCCCUGCCGGCGAGCGCGAGGCGCGGCCCCCGGGGCUCCCCAGCAAGCAGUGAGCGGCGCGGUGCGGCGCGGCAUGGACGGCCACCACCACGCCCGGGGGGCGGGGAGCUGCCGCCCCUGCAGUACCCUGGGCGGCCCGCGGGGCGGCAGCUGGGGCGGUGCGCAGCGUGCUGGUCGCGCGUGGCGGCGGCGCUGUGCAGCAACGCGGGCGUGUGCCUCCUGGUGGUGCUGUACACCGUGGCGGGCGCCUUCCUGUUCGCCACCAUCGAGGGCGGCCAGGUGGCGCUGCAGGUGACGCCCACGCCCGAGGCGCCGCGGGACGCCGCCGUGAUGGAGUCGCUGCGGCAGCACGCGCGCGGCCUGCGCCACGAGACGGUGGAGCACCUGUGGACCAUCACUGAGAGCCUCAACAUUCUGUACCGCGACAACUGGACCAGGGUGGCCGAGCAGGAGCUGCUCAAGUUCAGCGAGAAGCUGCUCACGCGCCUGCACGAGGGCGCCGCGCCCCCACACCCCGCCCCCGCCACGGCACACACCUCCGCCUACCAGUGGACCUUCGCUGGCUCCUUCCUCUACUCCCUCACCGUCAUCACCACCAUUGGGUACGGUUCUGUCGCCCCGCAGACUGCCCUAGGACGUGUGGUCACCAUUAUAUACGCACUGCUAGGCAUCCCGCUCAUGCUCCUCUACCUGUCAUCUGUGGGUGACCUUCUGUCCCGCGCCCUCAAGUGGGUGUGGUGGAGGAUGUGCAGGUGCCGCCGCCGCCGCCGUCGCCGCCCACCCACCGCACGCCCCAACACCCACACGCCCACGCCAUAUACCAACGUGGACGCGCCCGCUAAGCGUAAGUGGGGCAGUGACGGCGGCGGCAGUGACAGCGAGGGUGGCGAGGGCGGCGAGGGAGGCGAGGGCGGCGCCGUGCCGGUGACGCUGUGCCUGGUGCUGAUGGUGACGUACAUCUGCGGGGGCGCGGCGGUGUUCGCACACGUGCACCGCUGGUCCUUCCUGCACGCCGUGUACUUCUGCUUCUCGUCGCUCACCACCAUCGGCUUCGGGGACCUGGCGCCCGCCGUCACGCCCGCGGGCUCCACGGGCGUGCAGGUGGCGCUCCUGGGCGCCGCGCUGUACCUGCUGGUGGGCAUGGCGCUCAUCGCCACCUGCUUCAACCUGAUGCAGGAGCAGAUGACCAGCCGCGGCUACGGCCUGGGGCGCCGCAUGGCCUCCCUCAUGGGCACCCCAGGCCCCGGGGGCGGCGCCCCACACCGCUUCCACCUGGAUGACACCUGACACGUGGAGACCAUGGCGCUCUUCAACUAUGGCGGCGGCGGCGGCGGCGGCCCACGCGGCGCCAGCGGCAAGGCGCCGCCGCCCUGCCUGGCCGGCGGCUGCGGCGGCGGAGGCGGCGGCGGCAUCCUGGCUAACCACACCGGCCACGCCCGCCACAACCACGCCCUGGCCAACACCAUCUACAAGGUGACGCCCACGCCCGACGACGACAAGUUCCUGACGCCCAACAGCGGCGCGCCGCCCUCCGCCGCCAGCCCACUGGCCUCCCCCGCCUCGCCCGCCAAGGACGGCAAGGCGGAGGCGACCUACGGCACCCUCAGGAAGGAGGCGCCCACACUCAAGCCCGUGCCGCCGCCCACGCUGCCGCCCGCCGCCAACACGCCCACGCACACGCCCAUGCUGGCCACCCGCGCCAAGAAGACCGUCACGAUCUGCGACUCCGCCGAUGCGGCGCGCGCGACCUCGCCCCUCAGCCCAGGCAGGAUCUGACCCGCCUGCCACGCCGCGCCCCACGCCCAACUCACGCCCCGGGACGCCGCGGGCCACCACCUGUACUGAGGCUGAGUGGACGUGUGUGCAGGGGCGGCUGAGGGGCUGAGGGCGCGGCGCGGUGCUCAACACUGGUGACCCGUCGCCGCCGCCGCGCCACCCCGCGCCACGCCCAUGUUGUGUGCGUGUAUGUGUGUGUGUGUGUGUAUGCGGGCGGGCGGCGGGCGCGGCCUCGCCCUGCGCAGUGUGGACGUUCAUCUAUGUAAGUAAAUAUAUAAAAUAAAUAAAAAAAAGUAAUCAAUCAAUCACUAAAUGAUAAACUGGUUCAUGAACCUUGACGAAGCCGCCGCGUGAGGCUUUGGAGCUUGCAUCCCCCGCCCCCCGCUCAGUGUGGGCCGUGGGGGCGCCGCUCCCUCUUCUGUCCUGUCGUGUCCCUCGUGUCGCUGUGUCCCGCUGUCCCUCUGUCCUUUGGUACACUCCCGUCACUCCCGCGCCAGCGAGCCGAGGCUUCGAACCCCUGUGAACCGCGAAUCACGGAUCUGAGCCACUGAGGAAGGUCACGCCGCCACAGAUGAGUGAGAGAGUGAGUGAGUGAGUGAGAGUCAAGAUAUCACGCUUUCCCUUCCGCCAUCUGUGUGACUCACGUUCAAAGCUCCGAGACAGUUCGAACCAAGUGAAGCAGUGAAGUAGUGAGGCAGAAAGUAAAUGUGAGCGAAAGUGAGCGAUAUUGAGCGAUAGUGACUGACGCUUCAGACGAAAAAUAGUGUAGAUAAACAAACAAGCAUAAUAUGAACCAAAGGGAAACGAAAUGAGCGAGACGAAACGAAGCGGCGAACAAAGCCAAACGAAACUCAUGACCGAAACAUUAUGAGAAAAAAAUCGAGUUUGUGAAAAAGAAAACGAGAAUGAAAAAUGAUGAAUUAAUUAACCUGUAAUUAGCAAACACGUGUUACUGAAAGAUUAAGAAAUUGCACAGGUGAAAAAGAAAUAAAGACGAAAAAAAUAUAUAUGAAACACGAUUGGAAGAAAAGAAAACAAUAAAGAAAAUGGAGCAAUGAAUGAUGGAAAUAAGAGAAAAUUGAAUUAAUGAACGUGAAAAGGAGGAGGAGGAGGAGAAGGAGAUAAGUGUGUGUAUGUGUGUGUGUGUGUGUGUGUGUGUGUGUGUGUUGAGGCAGAAGGAAAUAAGUAAGAGAGAAGAAAGCAGCAGUGAAUAAAGAUGGAGGAUAAGGGAAAUGGAAAGAGAGAGAGAGAGAGAGAGAGAGAGAGAGAGAGAGAGAGAGAGAGAGAGAGAGAGAGAGAGAGAGA